AUGCAUCGUGAUCACCAAGCUAUUGUCAACCUUUUCGGAGGCCACGCUCCUCUUUGUCUUUCUUUUGAAUCCAACAGCGACGACGAUUAUACUGUACGCCAUCUCAAACAACGCAUCAAUGCACUUACGAACGUAGACGUUGCCGAUCAAUCCUUCAGCACCAUGGGUGGACGACCCCUUACAGACGACCAUGUCAUGUUUGAAAACGAUUCAUCGAGUCCUGUCAUUUUCAACAUGUCUCUGCGUCUUUUGGGCGGUAAAGGUGGUUUUGGUUCCAUGCUGCGUGCACAAGGUGGUCGUAUGAAUGCGCAAAAGACUACCAAUUUUGAAGCCUGUCGUGAUUUGCAAGGUCGACGUAUUCGCACUGUCAAUGAUUCUAAAAAGUAA
Messenger RNA from Zychaea mexicana, 387 nucleotides. Its product is annotated as Sde2 N-terminal domain-containing protein. Lineage: Eukaryota; Fungi; Mucoromycota; Mucoromycetes; Mucorales; Lichtheimiaceae. Bases 1 to 387 code for a protein of 128 amino acids. Gene Ontology annotation, cellular component: nucleus. The transcript has a single exon. The record is from RefSeq and is a predicted model, not a curated record.